Aspergillus tubingensis is the source of this 747-nucleotide messenger RNA. RefSeq names its product werner helicase interacting protein. Gene Ontology annotation, cellular component: nucleus. Gene Ontology annotation, biological process: regulation of DNA repair; DNA-templated DNA replication. Gene Ontology annotation, molecular function: enzyme activator activity; single-stranded DNA helicase activity; DNA binding. The record is from RefSeq and is a predicted model, not a curated record. The transcript has a single exon. The coding region runs from base 1 to 747 and encodes 248 amino acids. NCBI's taxonomy places the organism in Eukaryota, Fungi, Ascomycota, Eurotiomycetes, Eurotiales, Aspergillaceae.
AUGGAAUCACAGACUCACGUGAAGUCAUCACCACUUCUGGACGACGAAUUCCUUCAAUACAUAGCCGGAUUUGCUGAUGGCGACAGUAGAAUCGCACUGAACGUCCUGGAGAUAGCUACGGAUCUAUGCACACGCCCAGGCAUGACCAAGGAGAAUUUGAAGCAAUCAUUGACUAAGAGAUUACUCUACGACCGAUCGGGCGACCAGCACUAUGACACUAUUUCGGCACUCCACAAGUCAAUUCGAGGCAGUGACCCCGAUGCUGCCCUAUAUUACCUCGCACGAAUGCUCCAGUCAGGCGAGAACCCUUUAUUCAUCGCUCGUCGGCUUAUUGUGGCGACAUCGGAGGACAUUGGUCUGGCAAAUGAUGUCUUGCAAACAUACGCAACCUCGGUCUACCUGAUGAUUGAGAAGCUAGGGAUCAAGGACGCACAGUCUGCGCUGGCUCAACUGGUAAUAACAAUGUGCUUGUCAAAGAAGAGUACUCGAUCUUAUCGUGGCUUGAAUAACGCUCUUGCUGCAGUGAAGGAGCCGGGGAUGGCUGACGUUCCAGUGCCUUUCCACGCUUUGGAUCGCAGGCCUGAGCUUUUGAAGGAGGCUGCUCGGCUCAUGUCCACUCACUCUAAACAAACCCAGGAAGGGCAUGAAUCCACUCAGAGGUUUCUUCCACGUGCUCUCGAGGGACGGAAGUUCUUGGAAGAUUCUGAUUUUUUGUUCAAACGAGAUCCCGACUUGAGUUAUGGGUGA